UGUGUGUCUCGUCGUCCUUCCACUAAGUCAACCUUCCCGUCUGUCUUCCAUCUCUGCCUCGUGCAUCCCAAAGUCCCCUUCAGCUUUGGAUCACGACAAGAUCUUGCGUCCCAUCGUCGAGGCAUUUGCUCUCGCAACUGAAAUAGCUGCCUCCUUUCCUUCCUUCCAUCGAGCCAGCAGACGAAAUCACAUGAGCACCAACCACGCGGUCACCCGACGCGGACGCGAUACUUAAUCAGGCUUUACGGCCAAUUCUACCGAACAGAGACGACACACACCCUCCACAAUCGCUUUGUCGCGUCAGAUCCAGGAUGGAUUCGUACUCUUCUCACCGAGACUCCUCUGCGCGCUCGCCGGGCGACAGGACGUGGAGCAGUCGCGAUGAUACACGAAUCAAGGAGGAGCGGACCGACCCCUUCUACCGCGGUAGAUCUCCUGGCCAUGAGCGCCAACACCGUGAUAGACGUCGCUCUCGAUCCCCGGCCGCCAUCGACCGUUACGAGCCAAGGGGUCGCGGUCGCGACGACUAUGCCGGUCCUCGGGAUCGCGAUGAUCGCCGCGAACGGAGAAUCACGUCGCCGCCGGCCAACAUCGACCGCUAUGUCCCCGGACAGGACAGCAGCGCCCCGACGCCACUAACCGUCAACCCGCUCGCGGACCCGGUCAAGCUCCCCUACCAGGUUGGAUUCUCAUACUUUGGCGAAUGGUGGAGAAUGAACGAGAAGAUCAAGGAGGAGAAGGAGCGCCAGCGCACCGGUCGCCGUCGCGAACCCGAUCGCGUUCGCGGCCCUCGCGAAGUGCAAGAAGAGCGCGAGAAGGAGAAGGCCAAGAUUCAGCUCGCUUAUGACGCCUAUAAGGAAGAGCUUCAAGCAAAGAUGGCGCGAACCUUUGUUGCCGAGCACAAGAAGGAACAGUGGUUCCGCGAGCGCUAUGUGCCUGAGAUUCGCGAUGCUUUCAGGUCCCAGCUGAACGAAUUCCGCCGAGGCGCCUACAGCCAGUGGGAGCAAGAUCUCGAGUCCGGAACGUUUGACGACUUCUCUCUCGAGGGCAUCCCAAAGAGCGAGACGAACGGCCUCGGUGGCCUCGUGGAGAAGGAGGAGGGCGAGGCAACCGCCGCCAACGAGAUCCUCGGAGUUGGUGAUCUUGUGCCGGCCAAUGGCUCUGACAUCAGAGACGAGAACCUGUACCAGCCAACCCUUCUCAUCAAGACCAUUGCGCCUCACGUCAGCAGACAAAACCUCGAGACAUUCUGUAAGGAGCAUCUAGGCGAAGAAGAGGGCGGCUUCAAAUGGCUUUCUCUUUCGGAUCCUAACCCCAGCAAGCGGUACCACCGCAUUGGCUGGGUUAUGCUUCACCCUUCUUCAGAGGUUGCUCCUGCUGUUGUCGAUCGCGUGGAUCCCAAGGACGAGGAGGGUGAUUUGCCUCUGAAGUCGCCAGCUGUUGUCUCAACUGCGGAAAAGGCUCUGGACGCGGUGAAUGGCAAGACUGUCAAGGAUGAGGUCAGAGGCGACUUCGUCUGCCAUGUCGGCGUGCACAACCCUCCCAGCAACCCUCGAAAGAAGGCUUUGUGGGAUCUCUUCUCCGCACCUGAGCGUGUUGAAAAGGACUUGAACCUCGUCCAGCGACUUGUCAACAAGUUUGAGGAAGACUUCGGCUCCGAUUUUAACGCCUUGCUGAAGAUCGAAGAGAGAGUCGACGACCUUAAGAACGGUGGCCGUCUCCAACCUGCUGCUGGCGCGACCAAGAAGAAGCCCAAGAAGGAACGCGAUCUCGAUGUCGACGAUGGCAUGGAAGAUGGAGAAGAUGGUGCCGUUGAUGAGGACGAAGAUGAAGGUGCUGUGGAGGAGGACGAAACCGACGAUGAGGAGUUGAUUGUGAAGAAGAAGCAGCUGGAUCUCAUGAUCGAAUAUCUCCGACGCGUCUACAACUUCUGCUUCUUCUGCGUCUUUGAGAGUGACUCGAUUCAUGAGCUCACACGCAAGUGCCCCGGUGGUCACUUGCGCCGACCGAGAAGUACUCUGAGCACCUCCGCCAAGGCUGUCGCGCGCGCCAGCGCCAACGGCGAGCCGUUCCCCGGAAAGAAGCGCAGCGAGAUUGAGGAAGAGGGCGAGGCAACCGAGAUCGACAAGAAGUUCCGCAGCACCACUGGCAAGGCAGAGCAGCAGCUUCUGCGCGCCUACAACUGGGUUAAGACCUUUGAGGACAAGAUCUUGCAGAUCCUUGAGCCUGAGACGGCAGACUUGCGCAAGCUUGGAGGUCGGCCAGUUGAGGACGCCGUCAGUGAUGAACUCCUCAAGUACGUCAAGCAAGAAGACGAGCACAAGUGGAGGUGCAAGGUUCCCGAGUGUACCAAGCUGUUCAAGGAGGAACACUUCUGGCGCAAGCACGUCGAGAAGCGCCACGGCGAUUGGCUUGAGAGCAUUGAGCAGGAGUUCCACCUCAUUAACGCCUACGUCAUGGAUCCCUCCCACAUUGCUCCGUCGCGAACGGAUGCCAACUCCAAUGGCCACUUCCCUCCCGCUAACGGCCAGUCGGCGACUGGAACCCCACGUGGUUUCAACUUGCAGAACUUCACCAUGAACGGCAUGAUGCCUAUUCCGGGCUUUCCCAUGCCGCCGGGUGGUUUCCCGCCAUUCGUUGGCGGUGGUCACCCUGGUGUCCAAGCCGGAUGGAACGCAGGCGGCGAUGACCGCGGCGGCCCCGGCCCCAUUCGCCGUGGAGGAAUGGGUGGCGGCCGUGGCAACUACCGAACCGGGCCCUAUGACAGACGCCCGACCCCCCGUUGGGACGGUGGUAUUGGCGGAAGAGGGCGUGGCGGUGCCGGAAAGUGGGGAGACGGCGCUGCAGGAGGAGCGGCUGUCGGACCCCGUGAGGCCACUCAGGGGCGCAGCCUCAAGAGCUACGAGGAUCUCGACCACGUGGCUGGCGGCGGCGGUGGUGAGUUGAACUAUUAGCACAAGAACUACUCACACCGUUUGGAUCGCCACGAAUCGGUGGUCAAAAAGGAGGAAAGAAAAUAGUUGCAUGGGUCAUCUGACAGCCUUAGAUGACAAGCGGCUGGAACAGGAGCGCAGGGGUUCGCGCUGUCAUCUCAUUUUUGCCUUUUAUUUCCUGCAACAGAGGAGUUGCACACUCAUUGGGCAUAUUUGGCUGUACUUUGUAACAUAACAGAAAAUCCGGGGCUAGCUUGGGACUGCGAAUUCGGAUUGGGUUUUCUUUUAGCACCAUUUUGUUUUCUGACCUUUGACUCGCGUGACUCUCUCACGGCCCACCUAGACCCUGUGGUCUUGAGACUGUUCUUUGAAGAAGACCAUGAUGAUAAGUUCUUCCACGCACACAUCCAUCCGUCUCACCGUCAUCUGGAGUGAUUUAUAUAUAUAGUGAGUGGGAGACUGACAUACAUACGUCUGAGCUCAUCUGUAACUGAACUGGACAUAAAUAGUGCCAAAAAUAACGAUAAA
Molecule: messenger RNA, 3461 nt
Organism: Colletotrichum destructivum
Lineage: Eukaryota; Fungi; Ascomycota; Sordariomycetes; Glomerellales; Glomerellaceae
Product: Putative Zinc finger C2H2-type
Exons: 4
Coding region: 312-2954 (880 amino acids)
Cellular component (GO): kinetochore
Source: RefSeq, a predicted model, not a curated record